Molecule: messenger RNA, 1885 nt
Organism: Oncorhynchus tshawytscha (Chinook salmon)
Lineage: Eukaryota; Metazoa; Chordata; Actinopteri; Salmoniformes; Salmonidae
Product: transmembrane protein 158-like
Exons: 1
Coding region: 368-1054 (228 amino acids)
Source: RefSeq, a predicted model, not a curated record
UGUUCCCAGAUAGGGCUACUCCUGCUUUCCUUCCUCACACACCUGAGAGAGCGAUAGAGAGAGAGAGACUACCAGGGUCCUCGCAGCACACCACAGCCUAUCUAUUGCAAAGUAGUGCCCAGUAGCAGUUUGGCAAGAAGCCAGUUACUUUCUUAACCAAAUCGAGGGAGGGGGCGCGCACGGUGCGUGUGACGGGCAACUGACGUUCCCAACGGUUCUCUCCGGCAACGGAAGAUGCACACUAUGGAUGUUUGUGUAAUCGCUGGAGACGGCAGUUUUCUGCAUUUUUUUAACGACGGACACGCCUCGUCAGUUGCCUUGCGUCCCCACGGAACAUCAUGCGAGUAGGAGCAACGCACCCAAUGCCAUGCUGAGCAACUCCCCGACUUUUCUGCUGGCCCUAACCACGGUAGCUGGACUACUCCAGCGGUGCCACGGCUGGAGCGACGAGGACCUCCUGUUACCCCCCAUCAACUCCACCAACAGAUUCUUGGCCAACUUGGAGGUAGACGUGCACUACUCGAAGAGAUCCGUGGAGGAGAGCUCGUCAGACACUUCGUUACAGCCGUUGCCACAGUGCAACGUCAGCGUGCAGAGACUUUUCCCCACCUCGCUAGUGGCUCAUUGGGACAGCAACUUCGGUUUCCAGUGCGAUGUGUUUAUAUAUACCGCCAAUAACCAUGGAAGGGCUUUUUUCUCUGCUGCUAUCAACAGAGCCAUCUCACCUGUUCUCAUCGAACACCUCGGAGUCACCGGCGGCCAGCAGGAGUUUAGACUGUGUGUUGGAUGUGGCAUGUCACGAUACCGGCGAUUCGGCAAGUCAAAGGCUCAGCAGACAGGGGAUCCCAUCAAUUUCUGCUGUGUUGACUUCAGCCUUGACGAACUAAAUGGGGACAAAAGUUGGAGAUUGAACCGUAAACCUAUCGAGUCAACUCUUGUGGCUUGUUUCAUGACUCUAGUGAUAAUAGUGUGGAGUGUUGCUGCCCUCAUAUGGCCGGUGCCUAUUAUUGCAGGAUUUCUGCCCAACGGAAUGGAACAGAGAAGGCCGAGAUAAAGAAUUCUGGAGAUAAGCCCCCAAACCAAGAAGCAAAAAAUAUUGUAGAAUACAUAUCUCAACGUUUUUUUCACAUUCUACCCGUAUAAAAGAAUGUCCGUUUCCCAAUUUUACCGUUUAGAAUGAAAGAGUGCUUUUUGGUUUUGGUCUAUUUCCUAUUUAUAGGCCUUCAUGGUAAGAAGACCAAUAGUUUUAAAGGUGGGCUGUGUUAUUGUAUUACAUUGGCUGUAGAAUAGGUGCAUAUGUAGAGUGUGUUAACAACAUUUCACUGUAAACAGUGUUUGUAUGGUUUUACAUAUUUCUAGGAUUAUUGCCUAUAGGCAAGUGGUGUAGUGGUGCCUGAAGAAUAGGUAUACUCUUAAUUUUGGAAAACAAUGUCCCAAACGGCCUGCCCGGCGAAGGAAAGGCGCUCUGUGUGAAAAAUUCUAAGCGAAACAGUGACAUUCAUUCUGUAUUACCUAAAAUUAUAAAUCCCAUGUUGGUCUUUCACAGACAGGCCAACCCAAGCUGUACUGUGCAAGGAGGCUAAUUGUAGGCGUACUAUUGAAACAGAUAAAUUAGGCUGUCAACUAAAUCAGAAAUUCAAAGGUUUCAGAUGUAUUUUUUCAGAUUUUCACUCUCAAAAUCACACUUUGUUUUAUAAAAAAACAACACAAUUGGAUGUUCUAAGUCCAUAAAAAUGCUUAAACUACAUCAGGAGACCACUUUUGAGGUCUGGGAAAAAUCUAAGAUAAAACCAUUUUUGUGUAGUUCACAUCAAAGUUUAUUUGUCACGUGCGCCGAAUACAACAGGUGUAGACCUUACAGUGAAAUGCUAACUUACAGACUCUA